AUGAAUAAGGUGCUUGACUCUAUUGUGCUGGGUAGGGUGACAAACCUUGGAUACUGCGAACCUAUCGAGGAGAUCGGUGGCUUCUAUGACUCUAGUCAGCCGGAAGACACGAGAGAGGCUUGGUUGAAGCUACGAUGCGACUUCGAAAAACACAGACUUGAAGUAGAAGAGAAAUUUAUUCCUUUCAUGGAGAGAGAAAAGAACGCCAUCCCCGAUAGAGAGGCUAUGAUAAGCUCUCUAGUGAACGAAAAUUUUGUGAUGAAAGAUGAAUUGAACCUUCAGCGAUCACUCGUCAACAGCCUACGAAAACAGGUCCAAUUUCUUUUAUUUCAAAGAAGACCACAGCCACAUUUUUUUGAAAGCGAAGAACCCUACCUCGACCAUUCAUCACGAACAAGUUCAGAGGAACGUUUGAAUUUGAAGCUCUAG
Messenger RNA from Candidozyma haemuli, 429 nucleotides. RefSeq lists its product as uncharacterized. The record is from RefSeq and is a predicted model, not a curated record. The transcript has a single exon. NCBI's taxonomy places the organism in Eukaryota, Fungi, Ascomycota, Pichiomycetes, Serinales, Metschnikowiaceae. The coding region runs from base 1 to 429 and encodes 142 amino acids.